Molecule: messenger RNA, 1324 nt
Organism: Chara braunii
Lineage: Eukaryota; Viridiplantae; Streptophyta; Charophyceae; Charales; Characeae
Source: the annotation of a GenBank genome assembly
GUGGUGAGGUUUGGAACCGCCACCCGGUUGUGCACUUAUCACCAUGGUUGAGACCCGCGGUGGGACGAGUACUAGCCCCUACACCCAGGAGCAGCAAGAGAAGAUGGCCGCCAUAGUGAGAGAAAACAGAGAGAGGAAGGAGCUCCUGAAGCAAGCGAAGUUGAAGGCUAUCGCAAAGGAGCAGGCGGCGAAGAUGAAGGAGUUGGAGGAGGAGAUGGAGAAGAAGAAGAAGGCUGCUGAAGAAGAAGCGGCAGCAGAAGCAGAGGCGGAGAGAAAACGAACGGGGAAGGAAAAAGAGAGCAGUGGCGCGAUUAAAGCAGCAGCAGAGAUGGAGAAAAAAAUAAGUGAGUGGAUCGCUAAUUUAUCGUUGGGGGAAGAUGAGGAGGCCGAGUUCUAUGUCCCAAAGGAUGAGAGGGAUGCGUUGGCCAGCCAGCUAGCAGCGAUGGAGGACCCUCUGGAACGAAGGGAAAGAGAAGAGGAGAAGAAAUUGGAAUGGAAGUUGAGGAUGAAGAGAGAGAAGAAGAAGAGGAGGGAGCAAGUUAAUAGGUUGACCGCGGAAGUGGCAAAAGUGCAGGAUUGUAGGCGAGAAGUGGGAGCACAGGCAGAUAUUCUGCCAAGAUGGACAAGAUAUGCGUAUGGGGGAAAGAAGAAGGAGAACUUUGACAACUGGGAAGCCAGUGUCAAUAGUUAUAUCUAUUUACAGCAUAUCCUGUCAGAGGAACAAGUCCUCGUGGCCUUCCACGCCCUCAAGGAUGAAGCGGCUAGUUUCGCCAGGUCCCUUGCGCGCGAAGCCGGUUGUGAAAACACCCUGGUUGCUUACUCUAAAGUUACCCCCCUUCCUCAAUUCCUUAAGCUCCUGAAGGAGCGAUUCGCAGACCCAACGAGAGGCGUUAGAGCCUCUGACAAGUUGCAGACAAUCCACUCGCGACAAUGGCGGAGUGCAAGAGCGCUCAAGGGUACCAUGGACGACUUGGUAGCCGUCCCGGACCAUGGGGUCACUGAGACCCAAUUGGUCCAGUUAUUUUAUCGUGCCAUGCCAGAGGCCCUACGUGGGCAUUUCUUUGACAAGUCUCAACAGGCCGGCAUCACUUAUGAUGCGUUGAGUAGAGAGGUCGUCCUGUAUGAGUCAAAGUCCAUGCCAGUUACCACGUUUUGGCAUAGGGACUUAGAUAAGGGAAAGAAGUGGAAAGGUCGUACCAUCUCACGCCAGUGUUGCAGCAAUUACAAGGGAACAGGUUGAGGCCAGUUGAGUCCCCUGGCCUCCGCGUCAUCCUACUCCUCUAACCUCAGUCGCAGCGUAGCUGCAGCUCGAAGCUCCCACAGA